Messenger RNA from Microtus oregoni (creeping vole), 854 nucleotides. RefSeq names its product calcium binding protein 2 (gene Cabp2). Bases 1 to 666 code for a protein of 221 amino acids. Lineage: Eukaryota; Metazoa; Chordata; Mammalia; Rodentia; Cricetidae. The record is from RefSeq and is a predicted model, not a curated record. Gene Ontology annotation, molecular function: calcium ion binding. The transcript has 7 exons.
AUGGUUCAGGGACCCAUGGGGAACUGUGCCAAGCGGCCCUGGCGCCGGGGGCCUAAGGAACACUGGCAGUGGCCUGGAGCCCCCCUAGGGAGGCCCAGUCCCGGCCCUAGCCCCAGAGCUGAGGAGCAGGAGGGCACCCAGGGCUACUCGGUGCUUGGCAGUCUGGUGGGGCCAGCCUGCAUCUUCCUUCGACCCAGCAUCGCCGCCACCCAGCUCGACCGGGAGCUGAGACCAGAGGAGAUUGAAGAGCUGCAGGUCGCCUUCCAGGAGUUUGAUCGAGACCGGGAUGGCUACAUCGGCUACCGGGAGCUGGGUGCCUGCAUGCGGACGCUGGGCUACAUGCCUACAGAGAUGGAGCUCAUUGAAAUAUCACAGCAGAUCAGUGGUGGGAAGGUGGAUUUUGAAGAUUUUGUGGAGCUGAUGGGUCCCAAGCUGUUGGCAGAGACUGCGGAUAUGAUUGGCGUGAGGGAGCUUCGAGACGCCUUCCGGGAGUUUGACACCAAUGGAGAUGGCUGCAUCAGUGUGGCAGAGCUGCGGGCAGCCCUCAAGGCUCUGCUGGGAGAACGCCUCAGCCAGAGGGAGGUAGAUGAGAUACUCCAAGACAUCGAUCUCAAUGGAGAUGGCUUGGUUGACUUUGAAGAAUUUGUUCGGAUGAUGUCUCGGUGAGCUUAUAUAGAAGCUGGAGUGGACCAGCCUGGAGGACCACAGCCGCUGAGCCGCAGAGGAGCCCAUGUAUUCCUGGAAACUCAUUAUGAAUCAGACUGUGUGCCUCCUCCCACCCCUGCUGGGCAUAGUGCCCUCUCCUGUCACCACCCUUAGCUCUCCCUGGUUCUCUGACAAUAAAGCAUUUUCCA